AUGGAUUCUCCUACACGCUGCAAAUUUGGGCAAUGGAAACGGUAUCGAAGAUUGGGAGCUUUGUGGAAAAAAACUGGACAAGGGUUUAAGAACGGUCCUAGAUGCAUAAACUGGAUGGGAGCUGCAAAGGUGUCAUAUGAGGAGAUCAUUGGGUUGGAAGAAAUUAUUACACCCGAGGAUGACAUCUAUGCAUACAUCUCAUGGACAGAAAAUUAUGAUGUAGUCCAAGAUCAGGCUUUUCGCAAAGCUGAUGAAGUGGAGGAUGAUAGAAUCCAAGUUCUGAUGGAGUUGAUAAAGAAUAAGCAUGAUUGGAGUGAGCAUAUUUGGGAAACUGAAGAAACUGCAGUGGUUUAUUUAUCUCUUGAUGAUGAAUCAGCUGUGAAUGAUGAAGGAAGCGUGAAUUUUGAAGCAGCCGAGAGUGAUGAAGACUUUCAGACUCCAAAAGGAUCAAAGAACGUAGGCGCUAGAUCAAAGAAGGGUAAGAAGAGGCUUCCGGAUCGUGGUAUGGAAAAAAGGAAGCAUAAGGUUCUUUCAAGUGGACCAAAGCAAGCGCCUUUUAAUGAAGACAUGAAGGCUUUUGUGACACAGUUGUUUGAGCACAAUUUCUCUGGAAUGGAGCGGAGACUACAGAAACAGAUGGCUUAG
Messenger RNA from Brassica oleracea var. oleracea, 645 nucleotides. RefSeq lists its product as uncharacterized. Lineage: Eukaryota; Viridiplantae; Streptophyta; Magnoliopsida; Brassicales; Brassicaceae. The transcript has 2 exons. Bases 1 to 645 code for a protein of 214 amino acids. The record is from RefSeq and is a predicted model, not a curated record.